This is a messenger RNA of Brassica oleracea var. oleracea, 952 nucleotides long. RefSeq lists its product as uncharacterized. Gene Ontology annotation, molecular function: translation initiation factor activity. The transcript has 5 exons. The coding region runs from base 1 to 459 and encodes 152 amino acids. Lineage: Eukaryota; Viridiplantae; Streptophyta; Magnoliopsida; Brassicales; Brassicaceae. Gene Ontology annotation, biological process: translational initiation. The record is from RefSeq and is a predicted model, not a curated record.
AUGAACGCGGCGGAGAGCCCGGAACCACGAAAACGGUGUCGGAUCACCCAUUCUCUUUUAAAUCAAAACUCGUUGGUCUUGGGCUCCAUCUGUCCGAAUUCUCUAUUGUUUCUCUCUCGCCUUGUCAUCGACGUAGCUCCGCCAUCACCAUUCACCUGCCGUUACGGAGGCGGCGGCGGUGGAGUCUCUCGAUUCCUCAGUGGAGGUCCUCGAGGUAGACAAAAGGAACCAGAGGAUGAUGAUGCGCUUGAUAUCUUGGCUAUUAGGUCAGCUACUGUCAGGCUUAUUGAUGGGCAACAGAAACUGAAAUUGCUUUGUGUUCCGUUCCCCUUUGAUUUCAGCAAAACAGAACACACACAGAAUCCCCUGUUUCUUGGUUCUGUAGAUCUGGUGAUUCUUUCGCCGGAUGCAGAUCCUCCCGUCGUCAGAAUGAUGGAUUAUAGGUGUGAAUUAUCUUAAAUAUAACGUUGCCUAUAUCAUCAUAUAGAUACGAACAGCAAAAGAGGAAAAAGGAACAGCAGAAGAAGAGUAUAAAUCAUUCUCUCUCUCUCCUUAAGUCACAUUCUGUGGUGUCGUAUUUACAUGAAUGGAUUUGUAGCUUGCGACUGAGAAAAGUAAAAACUUCCGGGACAGAAACUUGUUUAUUGUCUUGGUCCCAAACAAGGAAGUUCUUCGGAAAGCUCAAGAACCACCUUCAAAAAAGAAGAAAAAACCAGCUGAUGAUGAAGUUUCAGCGACGGGACUGCAACUUAAGGAUACAUGAUGCACAAUUGUCUGAAGAUAUAUUAUCUAGUAAUAACAGUGAGUUUGAUAAGUUUCUGUAUAGUUCCUUUUAUUUCCAUGUAUGUGUAACCAUAGAAGUAAAUUAUUUGAAUGAGGAUCUUCCUCAACUUUUGAGCUUAGUCGUAAAGAUUGUAUAACAAGAUCCCAAGACUUAAAAAGAAUUAUGACU